Iphiclides podalirius (scarce swallowtail) is the source of this 876-nucleotide messenger RNA. NCBI's taxonomy places the organism in Eukaryota, Metazoa, Arthropoda, Insecta, Lepidoptera, Papilionidae. The record is from the annotation of a GenBank genome assembly.
AUGAAUAUUCUUCCGAAGAAAAGAUGGCAUGUAAGAACAAAAGAAAAUAUUGCAAGAGUGAGGAAAGAUGAAGCUGAAGCAGCUGAAAAAGAAAGGCAAGAGAAAUUAAGAAUUGAGAUUGCUGAUAAGGAAGCACGCCUCCAACUACUAAAACAGAAGAGCAAACAAAAACUGAAGGAGUUGGAUGUUAAAAUCAUUGAAAAAGAGAUAUCCUCUACAAAACUAGAUCACAUUAACUUGUUUGCAGACUUAGAACAUUCAGUAACCACAACUAACAAAGAGCAUGAUUUGGAAGUAAAAGAGAAAAAAGAAGAAUAUGAAAAAAAGAUUGGAUACCUUACAUAUCUUGGCCAAGAUACUAAUGAAGCACAAAAGAAGAAGAAUUGGUAUGAAGUACUGCCAGAUGCAUCAAGAUACUCUAGGUCCAGUGAAAUAAAAGACACAUAUGACAAACUUGUCCUGAAAGAUUCUGAUGGAAAACCAAAGAGCAAAGAGUUAGAUAUAAAAGAUGGAGAAGUAUGUUGGAAAACAAAGCAGAAAUUAGAUCCAAUGAAUGCAUUUAAGAAAUAUUGUUCACAAAAGAAAAAGUCUGAUACAAGAGAAGAUGCGAGAAAUAGUAGUGAUUUGCAUGGCAAGAAGUCAUAUAAAGAGCAAAAAAAAGUGCCAAGUGACAAAAAAGAUGACAAGCUAACAAAACUAGAAAAAUUAAGAGAAGCACGACUUAAAAGAGAGCAGCAAGAAAGAUACAGAACUGAAGUAUUUUUAAAGAAACUGGGUGGAUCAGAUAUACCAAGUGAAGAGCAACCAAAGUCAGCUAAAGUAAAAGCAAAGUAUAACUCUCAAUUUAACCCAGAACUUGCUAGACAGAAUUAUAAA